Tachysurus vachellii is the source of this 7627-nucleotide messenger RNA. RefSeq names its product leucyl/cystinyl aminopeptidase (gene lnpep). Gene Ontology annotation, biological process: peptide catabolic process; proteolysis. The coding region runs from base 308 to 3358 and encodes 1016 amino acids. NCBI's taxonomy places the organism in Eukaryota, Metazoa, Chordata, Actinopteri, Siluriformes, Bagridae. The transcript has 18 exons. Gene Ontology annotation, molecular function: peptide binding; zinc ion binding; metalloaminopeptidase activity. Gene Ontology annotation, cellular component: cytoplasm. The record is from RefSeq and is a predicted model, not a curated record.
CUCAGGGAGGAACAUUUUGUGCUUCUAAAACAGGAAUUGGAAACCGUGAUGCUUUAGCCCAUGUGCUGUUCUUCUACACAGAGCGUUUCAUCCGUUUAUUUCAAUCAAGUGAAACAAAACAACAGCUCAUUAUGCUGGACGUGAGUUAGCUUGUUAGCCAUACUAAGCCAGUUUACGACAGAGACUCAGCUGUUUGGAUCUGGGGCUAUUUUUUAAUUAUUAUUAUUAUUAAUAUUAUUUAAUAAGCCUUUACUUUGCUGUGGAUUGACGUUAUUAUACAAACCCGGACGUGAGCUGACAUCUAAAAAUGGAUCCGUUUGAUAAUGACAGAUCUACGCUUCCUCGGAACAUGAUAGAAAACAGCAUGUUUGAGGAGGAACCUGACGUUGUGGAUCUAGCGAAGGACUCGCCAUCCUACCCCAUCGAUUCGGAUGACGUUGUUUAUGAGCCACGCAGCUCCAGGCUGCUGGUACGUGGCCUUGGUGAGAAUGAGCUGGAAGAAGAUGAGGAGGACUACGAGUCUUCAGCUAGACUCCUGGGCAUGUCCUUCAUGAACCGCAGUUCCAGCAGCCAGCGCAAAGCCGCAGCCUCCUACAGCCGGCAGCAUACAUCCGGGUUAUGCUCGAUGCCAUCUGUGAAGACCAUGAUUGUGGGAGUCUUACUCCUGGUCUUCAUUGUCUCACUGGUCACGGUCAUCUACUUCAUACCUAAAUGCACUUUUUCCAAAGAAGGCUGCCACAAGGCCAGCGCUCCCAUGGAAGUCAUUUAUCCAAUUUCCAAAAGUGGUGACCUCUUUCCGUGGACUGCCCUGAGGCUUCCAAACAGUGUGCAUCCUGUUGACUACGAGAUCUCGCUCCAUCCCAACCUGAGCACCAUGAGUUUCACUGGGAGUGUAGCCAUCACUGUGGUGGUCCUUCAAGAGACCAAGAAGGUGGUUUUGCACAGCUCUGGCUUAAAAAUACAGAAUGUCACUUUCCAAGGCAAAGAGGUGAAGCUCUUGGAGUAUGAGCCUUGGCAGCAGAUUGCUAUCAAGUUCUCAGAGGAACUUAAAAAGGGACAAAAGUAUGUGCUAAAUAUGAAUUAUUCAGCAAACCUCUCCAGCAGCUUUGAUGGCUUUUAUAACAGCUCUUACACUGACACGAAUGGAUAUAGAAGAGUUUUGGCUGCUACUCAGUUUGAACCCCUGGCUGCCCGUAAAGCUUUUCCCUGUUUUGAUGAACCUGCUUUUAAGGCCACAUUUCUAAUUAAGAUAAAGAGAGAAGUGGAGUACAUCAGCCUUUCUAACAUGCCUUUGGCCGAAACGAACGCGCUGCCAGAUGGGCUUUUCGAGGAUGUGUUUCAGAAGAGUGUCAGUAUGAGCACCUACCUGGUUGCAUUUAUUGUGGCCAACUUCACCAGUGUCAGUAGAAAUGUCUCUAACACUCAGGUCUCUGUAUAUGCAGUUCCAGAUAAAAAAGACCAAGUUGGUUAUGCUCUGGAUACAGCCGCCAGACUGCUGCAGUUCUACAGUAGUUUCUUUGAAAUCGAGUAUCCGUUGCACAAAUUAGACUUGGUGGGCAUUCCAGACUUCAUGGCUGGAGCAAUGGAGAACUGGGGUCUCAUCACAUUUCGGGAGACGAUGCUGCUCGUGGGUAAUCAUUCCUCCCCCAUGGAUAAACAACUAGUGUCCUCUGUCAUUGCCCAUGAGCUUGCACAUCAGUGGUUCGGGAACCUGGUCACCAUGCGCUGGUGGAAUGAUCUCUGGCUGAAUGAAGGAUUUGCAACAUACAUGCAGUAUUUGUCCAUUGAGAAAGACUUCCCCAAUCUUGACAUCGACAACGAUUUCCUGAAUGUACGCUUCAGAGCCCUGGAAAAAGACGCAAUGAAUUCGUCCCAUCCUGUAUCUGCUAACGUAACCGCUCCAGAGGAAGUGGAAGAGAUGUUUGACUCCGUGUCCUACGAGAAGGGCGCCUCUCUUUUACUCAUGCUCAAUACAACACUCGGCGAAGGAGUGUUCAAGAAAGGAGUGAUCGAGUAUCUGAAAAAGUACAAAUUCAGCAACACUGUGAAGGAAGAUCUGUGGAAAAGCCUUUCACAGGUCACAAAACCGUCCAUAGAUGUGGCAGAGAUGAUGAACACCUGGACUGUACAGAAAGGUUUUCCUCUGAUCACCGUGAACUGGACAGGCGACCAAGUGAUAGUAACACAAGAGCAUUUCCUCCUAAAUGCUGCCAACAUCACAGAUCACAGCAACUUGUGGCAUGUCCCACUGACGUACAUCAAUAACACUUGUACCAGCUCCAUCUCCUGCAAGCAAUUGAUUCAUUUGAAGGACAAAACGGCCACCUUUAAGCUUCCAGGUAGUGUGAAGUGGCUGAAGUUUAACUACCAGAGUGAAGGAUUCUAUGUAGUAGACUACAGCAGUGAAGGCUGGAGUGCACUCAUCACAGCCUUGAAGGAAAACGUCAAUGUUCUUCCACCGGAAGACCGAGCGUCUCUCAUUAAUAAUAUCUUUGCUCUGUCAAGAUUAGGAAAGGUGUCCUUCAGACAAGUGCUAACCCUCCUGGAGUAUUUAAAGAACGAAACAGAAACGGCGCCGGUGACUGAAGCCCUGACGCAGCUUGGCUCCAUCUACAGGCUACUCGAGAAAAGGUCCGAUUUAAAUCUAGUGGCCAGGAUGAAGACAUACAUUUUUGAUCAUUUUGGCAAUCUGAUGGACAACCAGUCAUGGGGAGAGGAGAGCUCUGUGUCGAAAGUGAGUCUGAGGUCGGUCCUGCUGGAGACAGCCUGUGCCCUCAGCAGACCAACAUGCACCAAGAAGGCCAAAGAGCUCUUUGAUCAGUGGAAAUCCUUAAAUAAGACGGUUCCUGGAGACCUCCUGAGAGUAGUUCUGUCUGUAGCAGCCCAAAACGAUGAAGAUUGGAACACAUUAUAUGAGUCGUAUAUGCACUCCAUCUAUGACUCAGAGAAACGCAAAACACUGGAGGCUUUGUCUAGCACUCAGGAUAUGCGCAAAAUUGCAUGGAUCUUAAAAGCAGGUCUUACCGGAAGUCCGAUCCAGACUCCUGAACUUCCUCUGGUGAUUAACAGAGUAAGCAGACAUUUUGCAGGUUACCUGUAUGCUUGGGAUUUUGUGAAGGAGAACUGGCAUAAACUCACAGAAAUAUUUCCUAUUGGCAGUUUCCCGUUGCAAAACAUAAUCAUGUCUACAACCAGCCAUUUCUCUACAAAGACGCACCUUGAGGAGGUUCAAAGGUUUUUCAGCUCUUUAAAGGAGAGAGGAUCUCAGAUGAGGAGCGUUCAGGAGGCUGUGGAGAACAUUCAGCGGAACAUCUUCUGGAUGAAGAAGAACGUGGACACACUCAGGGAGUGGCUGUAGGCUCAGAGGGCCGACGUCCUAACACACCAACACACACACACACACACACACACACACCCUCAGGUGACGAGGCCGAGCACUUGUGAGUGAUGUUACAGCGAUCACAGCCAGACUCCUGUGUGUGCAGAGAUGUGUCAGAGAUCACUUUUUUCCUUACUUAUUAUACAGCUGUUUUUAUCUUAUCUUUUUUUAUGCUUACUGAGAUAAGUUCUCCUCGUUUUCCAUGGGAAUUCAGAGGUGCUAAAAUCUACCAUUUAGCUGUAGCAUUCAGAUUUCUAGAUUUGGUCAGACCAAAUACAUAGAAAGUUCAGAUGGUAGAAAAGAGCAAAAAAUUAAAGCCAGAUAUGAAACUUUGCUUUCUUUGGCAGAUAUAUAAAAAGCCUUAAAAAAAAUCUCUUACCAAUAUAGUCACUUUAAUAGGAACAUUUUAUGCAGUUAAUCAGCCAAUCAUGUGGCAGUAGUAUAAUGCAAAACAUCCUCCAGAUUCAGGUCAAAAGAACCAUCAGAAUGAGGAGAUUUGACCUCUGUGACUUUAACAGUGGCAUGGAUUUUGGUACCAGAACAGCUGGUUUGAAUAUUCCAGCAAGUGAGAGAACACUUGACUGACAGGAGUGGAACAUGAUGCGGUCUUCUGCAUUUGUAGCCCACUCACCUCAAGAUUUGAUGGUUUGUGCAUGCAGAGAGAACAUUACCUGAAGCUCUUGACUUGAAUCUGCAUGACUUUAUACAUGACUUUGUGCUGCUGCCACAUGAUUGGAUGAUUGGAUCGGUGAGUGUAUGUUAGAGAUUCUUUUUACGUUUUCCUUAAAUAUUCAGUUUGUUUGCUAGGAUUUCUUGGCACCUCUGGAAAACAAAGGUUAAGGAAAGUUUAUGAUAAUCAUAUUGUAAAUAACAGCACAUUGAUUUCUUUUCUGUUGUUUAUGGGCUUCCUGUUAAGUGUGUAAUGUUUCAGGCACGUGUUCCUCCGUCAUGUAUUUGUUGAUGCUUCAGGUCAUGCAGGGAAACUCUGGUGACCGUGUUUUUGUUUGUUUGGUUUUUUGGGGGGGUUUAAUUUGGCCUGUCUCUGCACGCAUGCUGCUGUGGCCUGUGACUGUUUGCACUAUUGGGAAUUCCAGCUUGCUCAGGGUUACUUCAGGUCAUGAACGAUGGCGCAUGAUGGCUACAGACCAAUCUACUCAGUAGUGGGUUUUCAACAUGCCUUUCGCAUACGUUUGCCAAAAAAACAGUCAUUUAAAGAGAAUAUGACUUCCAACUCUGAGAUCAUGCAAAAGGGGAAGCAUCUCACUAGAACUCAAAGGAAUUUGUUACCGAGAUGGUUUAUCUGUCUGGAUGUGUGCAGACAAUCAGUCUUGAAGGUAUUUGCAGAAUUAUUAUUAUUUUUUUUUUUUAAAGUUGAAUGGAAUUUGCAGUGCUUGUAGCUGGCACUGUGUAAAUACUCUCUUGCCUUAGCAGCUUUCCUCAUAAGCCUUAUUCUUUCUUUGUUUGAUUGAAGUAUUGAUUUUAUUGUCCUUUUUUUAUUUCUUUUAUUUUUUAGAUUUUAUGCAGUCUUGCACAUGAAGUCAGAGGCUGUUAUUUGACAUGACAGAUUAAGUGUGGAUAGAGUUUCUUUUUGUAUAUUUGAGUUUUGCUAUGCACAUAUGGAAUGAAGCUUGUAUUUAAAAAAAAAAUAAUAAUAUUAAUAAUAUUUUCACACAUCAGGAGUAAGCACACAGGAGUCAUUGAAUCAUUUGUUUCAGCUGCAAAUUCACUGUACAUGUCCUAAAGGUUGUAAAACUCAGUUUUGGGAAUAUUUGGUGUCAUUUUCAUCAACAACGUAAUUUAGACAAAAUACUGUACAGUAUGUAAGUAGCGAUCAGAUACGCUGUUGUCACUUUGCGUUGGCAGCAUCUUUAGAUGCCAUUUGCAUUUGAUUUAUUUAGGGUUUUGCACUCAUUUAUCCUACUGGUGAUGAUAGUCUCCUCCCCUUUAACUGUGACACGUACAAAAAGCUUCUGCAGACUGAUGAAAUCUUGGCUGGAACAAAGACCCGCAGAUUCACCAGCCCUUUAAGAGAUAUCUCCAUAGGUCAAGAUUCUUAAAAAGGUUGACAAUGGAGGAUGAGCCUGAAAUUCUGUCCCUUCUCCUUCGCAAACCUGAUCAAACGUCCCAGCAUUUAUUUCUAUCCCUGGCAAAAAGAGACCAGCAGUUGAAGCUGCUAUUUGCUCUCCUGAUAUAACUCUCUGACUUUAUUUUUCAUCAUGAUGAUGUAUAACAGUUUGGGACACAUCACCGGAUAUUCGAUUAUUACCCCCAAAAGUACAAAUGUUUAAAAUGUUAACAGGAUUUAAAAUUUGAACAGUGUUCAUUCCAUCUAUUAUUGGUACUCAAGACCUGAAAUCAUAGCUGCAUAGUUAAUAUGCAGAGGUCAUAUAGAAUAGUUUUAUAUUAUAUAAUGAAAUGAUAUAUUAUUAGUUUUUUAUUGGCCAUCUGUUUGAGGACAUCUAGUUUUAAUUUCAUAUUAAUCCAUUAUUUUCAAGUAUCUAAUGCAAGAAGUAAUUAUAAUAACAUUUAUUAUUAUUAUUAUUAUUAUUAUUAUUAUUAUUAUUAUUAUUAUUGUGUGCUAUUAUUGAGUGCCCCAGAUUUUGUUUUUAAUUUUAAUUUUAGUUCCUCACUAUUUAAUAAUAAAUAUGGAAAAUAAUUAAUAUUCUUAACGAGAUGGGGCAGUUUACAUGGGGCAGUUUAUGUGAGGUCUGAUUUUUGCUGUAUUCUAGUUCUCUUGCCACUUUUGAGAGGCUUCUCACUGAAUGUAUUAGCAUUGUGACUUUGCAGUGCUGGGCUUUGAAUACUUAUCUGGUGCAUUUUCUAGGUACAGUUACAUUCUACGCUACAUUCUAUGCCAAGAAAAGGAAUACUGUUAGUUAUACAGGAUUUUAAUCAUUAGGAGUAUUUUUGUUCUAUGAAUGUUUUUUUCUGUUUUUGAUUUCAGCAGACAUGAAGGCUUGAGCUCAUCAGCACUGAGGUAGAGGCCAGUUUUUUCAACUGCAGCUUCAAAAUGUAUUUCAUUCAGAAAUAUAGUGAUGAAGUUUAGAUAUUUUGGACACUUACGCUGACCUCAUAUGGAUAUUAGCCUGUAGUAAUGCUGCAUCCUUUAAAAACAGGAACUGAAUUCAAGUAAAGAAGAAGGCACAAGUUACUGUGACUAUUGACAUCACUUUUGUUUAGCCCUAAACAAGGGACUGUGGUGAACAAUGAUAGGGAAAAAAAUCUACACUCCUUCUACACUGUUAAAAUGGCAGGUUUUUUUUUGUGAGGAAAGAUAAAUCGUCAGAAUUUUUGCCAUCAAUGUGAAAUAUUAAGUGAAAUAUUAGAGAAAAAUGACGAUUAACUAUCAAAUAUAUCAGGUAAAAUGAAUAGCUAGAAAUAUCAGUUGAUUUUAGUGCAAAUAAAAUAAACUAAAGAGGUAAAGGAAUUUUCCCCCAUUUUGUAUUAUAAUUAAUCUCUAAAUUUAAUUUCCUUCUUUCUUUAGAUUUAAGGACAUUGAAGGUGAGAGAAAUUCUGUCUUUUCUGAUUUAUCCUGGAUUUUCUUUUUCUUUUCACAUGACCAAAAGCUGCCAUUUUAAGAGACAUGUUUUGAUGUUUUAUAUUCAUUGUAUAUAACUGAUCAAAAUAGUCACUGUUACAGAUUUAAUUAUACAUUUACUCACUCAUUUUUUUUUUGUGUCAUUUUUGCAUAUGCAUCUGUCAUUGCAGUGUUCUAAUGAACAUGAAUAUUCUGUCUGUGUCUUUCAUUGCAUACAGUCUUGUCUUCUGUCAGCGUCCUUCCCAUAUAUUUUAUGCAAAAUCUUUACACUGGAUUUGCUCACGUGUGAUUCAGAAGUAUGUACAAUAAACUCUUACUGUUGACUUUAUUAGGAAUACCUCUACAUGUGCUUAUUUAUGCACUUAUCCAGUCAGCCAAUCAGGUGCCUGCAGCACAAGCCAUAAAGUCAUGCAGAUACAGUCAAGAGCUUCUGUAAAUAUUCGCAUCCAACAUCAGAAUGGGGAAUUGAGUAUCAAACCAACUGGAUAAAUUGUUAAAGUUACGAAGAUCACACAUUUUUCCUGUUCUGAUAGUUGAUGUGAAAUUUGUAAUUUUUUUUCUGCUGCUGUUACAUGAUUGGUAGAUUGGAUACCUGCACAAAUCAUCUGAUGUAGAGUUGUUCCUUUUAAUGUGGACACUGAUUGUAUAUACACACAGAAUAUAAUGUCUUUAUCAAAAGGAAAUAACAAAUAAAAUUUUCUUUUAAAGUA